GCUCAUCUUGCGACGACAAUGAUGAACGCCUCAUCUUCUUCGAUUCAGUCCAUGGACGCCCGGCUGGCUUCGCACCUUUCUCGGAGACCGGAGCGGCGCCGAGCAAGCUGCGACGCCUGCCAUUAUCGCAAGGUCAAGUGCGAUCUGCGAGCAAAGACCGAAGCAUUGGGUGACGUCGGCGAAGUAUCCUGCACCAACUGUCUCGACCACAAUCUGCCGUGCACCGUGACCACAAAGCCGGCGAAGGACGCGAAAGGGAAGAGGCUGCGGCAGCUUCAGGGAAACCCGCCGCCGCCGCCGCCGAGUGACAUUGCCUCGAUCGCCGCGUACUCCAACUCAUCAGCGUCCAUCGAAGUCUUGUCACCACGGCGCGAGACCUCUAUAAUGGGCGCAACUCACUCCUCCCCAAUGGCCUGGUCUGUGCCGGCCUCCUCUUCGAUGCCACCUCCUCACGUUGGCUUCUGCAGCUCAGCAGGCCUAUUCAGAAUACCCGGCCUCGACCGACGCACGCUCGAUACAUGCUGCGCUGCUUACUUUCGGUGGUCACGCGCGCUCAAUGGCUGGGUGCGAGGUGAUCGCUACACGGCGCGCUAUCGAUCCUUCUUUGCGCAGUGGAACGGCCUACAGUCGAGCGUGGAGCCUGUCAGCGAGUUGCUGAUCCUGGCUGUAGCGGCUGCUGGCGCGGCCAUGAUGGAGGAAGAAGCAGCCGCUCUCGGCGUGGACAAGUUCGACUUGCAAGACCGCCUGCUGAAGCGCUUCCUCCAGCGCUUGAAGGAGCAGCCCUGGACUGAGCUCAGCGAUAGCGAGUGUCUCGAUCUCGUCAAUAGCUGUUACAUCCUGUCAUGGCUGGCCAUGGAGGACGGGGAGCCCGAAGACGACCAUGAAGGUCUCUUUGAGCGGAAACCACUCACCGACGAGUUCUUGGCCUCGCUCGUCUUCAAGACCAAACUUAAUCGAGCGCCCAAGUUGGAGCCUCGAGCGCCUCCAGACGGACCGCGCUGGCGCAGUGGACGCGGCGAGAAGCUGCUCACCGAUGCUGAGGCUUUGCAACGAGCGAGGACCUUUGCCUCGCUGUACGCGUGGGAUGGAUGCCGCACGCUCGCGAAAGGUCGCGCACCUUUGUUUCACGCAGACAAUCACGACGUUUCCUUUGACCUGACAAGGCGGCCGACGUACGACGGCGGCUUCAUCGAAGACGAAAGUGGGGGCCCUCCCUCGAGCAUCUCACCAGAAGGGGAGAUCGAGCCCGUCUAUGAAGCCCUGGCUGUGGCAGCCUUACGUCGAGUGUGUGACAUUUCGCGCAGCAUAGCGCCGACUUUUGUCUCGCUACCAUCACAGAAUCAUGGCGUUCCCGCGCAGCCGGCUCUGAGGGCGUUGGAGGAAUUGCAGCAGUGGUGGCGCGAGCUGCCAGAGCCCGUUCGCUUUCGACAGCAGCUUCCGAUCAACUGGCGCCUGGGUAGAGAUGCUCGACCUUACGGGUAUCAGCUCCAGAAGCUCCUCCGCAGCCUCAACGCCGAGAUGGUCUACCACGGUCAGAUACUCUCGUGCGUCAAUUCGUGCUUCCAGGCCGGUCUGCGAGGCGAGGACGAGGACACCACGCCUACGCUCGGUUUCUUCGCUGACGCAGCCUUCACAAGUUUGCUUCAAGUUGCUGACGUGUGUGAGCAGGCAGCGAGCAUCGGCGUCCUUCGCUGCUCGCCCGUCAUGUGUCGCAACCUGCCCAGCAGCUAUGCUCUCUGGACGUGUGGUGCCGUCGGGCAGCAUCUUCAGGGGGACGCACAAUCGCCGCUGGCUGUAGCGGGGUCACCCCCAACACAUCACGCACUGCUGACCGCAUGUGAGCGGAUAUGCAAGGCAAUUGCGACCGUAGACUCUGCGAAAGGGACGUCAGCAUUCGUUGAGGCGCUGCGUGGGGCGAUUGAGAGAGUGAGGGUCGCGAAGGGCACGGAAGCAGCAGGCAUUGAGGAGGCGUCGGUGACAACGCUGCCAGACGACCUUUUGUCGCUCUUUCUUCAGCAACAGGCGCAGAGCGAGGAGGCUGAAGCGGAUGCGGCGACAAUCUUGGACCGCUUUCUAUCGUAGAGCUGGGCACGUGCGCCAAUGCAAUGGAUCUUGCCGCCCCGGUCGCGCGCGCAGCGAAC
This is a messenger RNA of Jaminaea rosea, 2141 nucleotides long. RefSeq lists its product as hypothetical. The transcript is spliced from 7 exons. Gene Ontology annotation, biological process: regulation of DNA-templated transcription. Bases 19 to 2082 code for a protein of 687 amino acids. Gene Ontology annotation, molecular function: zinc ion binding; DNA-binding transcription factor activity, RNA polymerase II-specific. The record is from RefSeq and is a predicted model, not a curated record. Lineage: Eukaryota; Fungi; Basidiomycota; Exobasidiomycetes; Microstromatales.